This is a messenger RNA of Apaloderma vittatum (bar-tailed trogon), 834 nucleotides long. It is a transcript of the gene GPR137C, whose product is annotated as G protein-coupled receptor 137C. The transcript is spliced from 6 exons. Gene Ontology annotation, cellular component: lysosomal membrane. The record is from RefSeq and is a predicted model, not a curated record. The annotation marks the transcript as partial. NCBI's taxonomy places the organism in Eukaryota, Metazoa, Chordata, Aves, Trogoniformes, Trogonidae. Gene Ontology annotation, biological process: positive regulation of TORC1 signaling.
GUCAUAUUCAAAGUGAAAUGUGCAGCUGAAUUCAACAAAUACAAGAUCUUGUUGUAUCUGGGCUCCAUAUUUACCAGCCUCCUCUUCCUAGUUGUGAACUUAACUUGUGCAAUGUUAAUCCACGACGAGGUCCCAGAGAACCAGCUGAGGUGGACAGUCCUUGCCCGUGCCCUUGUCAACGACAGCCUCUUCAUCCUCUGUGCCAUCUCGCUGGCUUGCUGCAUGUGCAAACUGGGAAAGAUGUCUUCAGCAAAUGUCUACCUCGAGUCUAAGGGAACAUCUGUCUGCCAAGCUAUUCUUGUGGGAUCUGUAGUCGCUCUUCUGUAUUCCUCAAGGGCUUGCUAUAACCUGGUAGCUGUGGCCAUAUCUCCAGACAAUGUUCCUGGUCCUUUUAACUAUGGCUGGGACAACCUUUCAGACAAGGUGCACGUGGAAGUGAGCAGCGAAGAGUACGUGGUGUUCGGCGUGGUCCUCUUCCUCUGGGAGCUGGUGCCAACGACUUUUGUGGUGCUGUUCUUCCGGGCUCAGAGGCUGAGUCAGAACUUGACUCCAGCGGGGAUGGUCAAUAGUCACAGUUACAGCUCCAGAGCCUACUUCUUUGACAAUCCGAGGCGUUACGACAGCGAUGAUGACUUGUCACGGCUUGGGGCCAGAGAAGGAGGCUUGGCCACCCCUCAGUGCUCUGGCUGCUACGGGUCCCUGGCUGGGAAUGACAGCUACGCCGUGGGUCCCCAUCUCGGUGGAACUGCCACAGACAGUGCCCCCUUGCUCUUUGCCGCAGGCGGCUCGGAGAUGAAUCACCACCACAGCUCAUACCUCGCACCACAGAACUGA